This is a messenger RNA of Dictyostelium discoideum AX4, 993 nucleotides long. RefSeq lists its product as hypothetical. Lineage: Eukaryota; Evosea; Eumycetozoa; Dictyosteliales; Dictyosteliaceae. The record is from RefSeq and is a predicted model, not a curated record. The annotation marks the transcript as partial. The transcript is spliced from 3 exons.
AAUGAAAUCAAUGGAGGAUCAAAUCAACAACAAUUGAAUAAUCAUACGACACCACCAUCAUCACCCAACAUUACAACACCAAUAACUUCAGCAGCAAUAACCAACACAAUAAAGAAAUCAUUAGGAAAAAUUAAAACUGAUGAUACCGACCACCAGUUGUUACAUGGUAGCUUCUCUUCUGGUUGUAAAGUCUGUACAACUAAUCAAGGUAUCCUCUAUGGUAUUGAGGAAGAAAAAGAAAACCUGAUGUUCAAAUUCAUUGGAUCUUCACCAAACAAGCCAGCUGGAAGUACUUUUGCCAAUACUAGCUCCAGAGAAGAUGUUCAAGUUAUGUGUAUCAAGAGAUAUGGUAUUAUCGUGUCCAAAGAUAUUGGUUCAACUAUUUAUCAAUUGGCAAGAAGUAAUAAUACCGAAACCGAAACCGUCUUAGAUGAUCUCAUUGAAACAGGAAAGUUCGACGAAGAACUAUCAAGAUUAGUCUCCUGUGUAACCGAUGGAAUUAAUGUCCGUGUUCGUUUAUUCAUGAAGUUAUACAACAAGAAAAUUCAACACGAGCUCGCUACCAGUGCAAAUGCUGUCUACAAUAAUUCAAUUGGGUGGAAUGAAUUCAAAUUGGCUGUACAACAAGAGAUUUCAAUUGGUGAACAAUAUAAUCUCCAAAAGCUCAAGAAGAUGUUAGUCAUUUCAUUUAAUGUCCAAGGUAACCAAUCGUUGGUAACAUUAACCUCUGAUAUCGGUAGAAACGAAACCGAUGCUACUAACAAAUUUUAUUCCGUUCUAGAUUCUUAUGUUCCAGUGAAGGAAGUAAGAAUAAACCAAAUACAAAAUUAUAGAUUCAAUAAUUCCAAUAGUCAAGGUCGUGCAGGUGGUUCCAAUAAUCAAGAUGAAUCUGAUGGUCAAUAUCUUAGCAAUGGAUUCAACAAUGGUUCAAGAUUUAAUAAUGGCCAAAGAUUUGAUAAUAACUCAAGGUUCUCUGGUAAUCCAAGGUUUUAA